GCCUGCACACCAUCUGCCGCCGAGCUGCCGAGCCGAGCUGCUGUCUCGACCACGACCAUCAGCGCAGCCGCCAAACUCUCUCGCCGCACUCUUGCCAGCAUGAGCUCGGUCUCUAUCCGAUCGCGGGUUCUCGCCUCCUACAAAGAGCUCCUCAGGGCGCAGCAAGUGACAUUCGCGGGCGAUCUGCCCCAGCUUCGAGCCUCUCGUGUGCACACCCGAAACGAAUACAUCAAAAACAAGGAUGUCGCCGAUGCCGCCCAACUCGAGCAGAUGAUCAAGGUCGCUCAGCAGGCCGCCACCAUCAUCCGGAAGAACAUUGUCCAGGGUGUCAAGUCCUCGGAAAGCGAAAAGUUCCAGAUCCGCAUCCAUGAAGACACCGAAAUCAACAGCAACGACACCAUCUUCAAGCACAAGCGCGAGAAGAUGGCCAAAGAGGGAGCUGCUGCCCCUGGAUGCUGCGGCAGCCAAGGACAGCCCCCUCAGCGAGCGUAAUAUCCCUCGGCCUCAAGCUCCUCCGUCUCUCGCUGCAUCACACCAUUGACCUCCGCCUCCGCCUCCGCUCCCAUAAUAUCGACUCUGUACCAUUGGAAACGGGGCACUCGGUCGAGUCCCCGGUCAAUCUCUCCUCCCGGGUCCUGAAUACACACGUUCAUUCAUCGCUCAU
Messenger RNA from Polychytrium aggregatum, 664 nucleotides. RefSeq lists its product as uncharacterized. The transcript has 3 exons. The coding region runs from base 100 to 492 and encodes 130 amino acids. The record is from RefSeq and is a predicted model, not a curated record. NCBI's taxonomy places the organism in Eukaryota, Fungi, Chytridiomycota, Chytridiomycetes, Polychytriales. Gene Ontology annotation, biological process: mitochondrial respiratory chain complex III assembly.